Molecule: messenger RNA, 2125 nt
Organism: Oncorhynchus tshawytscha (Chinook salmon)
Lineage: Eukaryota; Metazoa; Chordata; Actinopteri; Salmoniformes; Salmonidae
Product: interferon-induced GTP-binding protein Mx2
Exons: 12
Coding region: 96-2003 (635 amino acids)
Biological process (GO): defense response to virus
Cellular component (GO): cytoplasm; nucleus; microtubule
Molecular function (GO): GTPase activity; GTP binding; microtubule binding
Source: RefSeq, a predicted model, not a curated record
CUACAGAUCUUGUACAGCCAGUAGUCAGUUGCAGUGUAGUCAGUUGCAGUGUAGUCAGUUGCAGUGUAUUAACCGUUUUUUUUUUAUCGCAAAUCAUGAAUUAUACGCUGAACCAACAUUAUGAGGAGAAGGUGCGUCCUAGUAUUGACCUCAUCGACUCUCUACGCUCCCUUGGCGUAGAGAAGGACCUUGCCCUGCCUGCCAUCGCCGUGAUAGGGGACCAGAGUUCGGGAAAGAGCUCCGUGCUGGAGGCGCUGUCUGGGGUGGCUUUGCCAAGGGGGAGUGGUAUUGUAACACGAUGCCCCCUCGAGCUGAAGAUGAAAAGGAAGAAAGAAGGAGAGGAAUGGCACGGAAAAAUCAGCUACCAGGACCGUGAGGAGGAGAUUGAGGAUCCCUCUGAUGUGGAGAACAAAAUUCGGAAAGCCCAGGAUGAAAUGGCAGGUGUGGGGGUGGGUAUCAGUGAUGACCUCAUCAGCUUGGAGAUUGGCUCCCCUGACGUCCCAGACCUCACACUCAUCGACUUGCCAGGCAUCGCCCGUGUAGCUGUCAAGGGUCAACCUGAGAACAUUGGGGAACAGAUUAAGAGACUGAUACGGAAGUUCAUCACAAAGCAAGAAACAAUCAACUUGGUGGUUGUGCCAUGCAACGUUGACAUUGCAACCACAGAGGCUUUGAAGAUGGCACAAGAGGUGGACCCUGAAGGUGAAAGGACAUUAGGCAUCCUGACCAAGCCCGACUUGGUAGACAAAGGCACAGAGGAGACUGUGGUGGACAUAGUUCAUAAUGAGGUUAUCCAGCUGACUAAGGGCUACAUGAUAGUCAAGUGCAGGGGACAGAAAGAGAUCAUGGAGCGAGUCUCACUGACCGAGGCCACAGAGAGGGAGAAGGCUUUCUUCAAAGAGCACGCUCAUCUCAGCACACUUUAUGAUGAGGGGCAUGCCACCAUCCCUAAACUGGCGGAGAAAUUAACUCUUGAACUAGUGCAACAUAUCGAGAAAUCCAUGCCUCGUCUAAAAGAGCAGAUUGAGGAAAAGCUGGAGGAGACACGUACCGCUCUGGAGAAAUGUGGUACCGGACCCCCUGAAGACCCAAAAGAACGGCUGUAUUUUCUGAUCGAUAAAGUGACUUUGUUCACCCAGGAUGCAAUUAACCUGAGCACUGGGGAGGAGCUGAAAAGUGGAGACAUCAAUGUCUUCUCCACACUCAGAACAGAGUUCGGGAAAUGGAAGGCACACGUGGAUCGCUCUGGAAAGAACUUUAAAAAGAAGAUUGAAAAAGAGGUUGAUGAUUAUGAGAAGACGUACCGUGGAAGGGAGCUCCCAGGGUUCAUCAACUACAAGAGCUUUGAGGUGAUUGUGAAGGACCAGAUCAAACAACUGGAAGAACCAGCAGUCAAGAAGCUGAAAGAGUUAUCAGAUGCUGCUAGGAAAGCGUUCAUACUGCUGGCUCAGAACAGCUUCACAGGUUUCCCUAUCCUUCUGAAAACAGCAAAGACUAAGAUCGAGACCAUCAAGCAGGAGAAGGAGUCUACGGCUGAGUCCACGUUGAGGACUCAGUUCAAGAUGGAGCUGAUAGUGUACACACAGGACAGCACCUACAGCUCUAGCCUGAAGAAGAGGAAGAGGGAGGAGGAAGAGUUGGAGGAGGGAGAGUUAGUUAAAAAUCAUUUAGGGAGUCAGAAAGGGUUCUCUGUUGUCUCUGUAAGGAGUACUGUCAACGGCCCUGACACCCAUGCUACCCUACGGGAGAUGAUGCUGCACCUCAAGUCCUAUUAUCAUAUUGCCAGUCAGCGUCUGGCUGAUCAGAUUCCCAUGGUGAUCCGCUACCUGGUGCUGCAGGAGUUUGCUUCCCAGCUGCAGAGGGAGAUGCUUCAGACUCUGCAGGAGAAGGACAACAUCGAGCAGCUGCUGAAAGAGGACAUCGACAUCGGCAGCAAGAGGGCUGCACUGCAGAGCAAGCUCAAACGCCUGAUGAAGGCACGCAACUAUCUAGUGGAGUUCUAGUAUGGACAGCUGCUUGUUAACAUUUAGGAUGGUCUUGUCUAACUUCAGAUAGGUUGGUUAAUGGAAGUAGGCAUUGGGGUUUGGGGUAGAUUCUGUUAUCUAAGUUAUAAUAAAGUUACUAU